Messenger RNA from Rhododendron vialii, 4353 nucleotides. RefSeq names its product kinesin-like protein KIN-14B. Lineage: Eukaryota; Viridiplantae; Streptophyta; Magnoliopsida; Ericales; Ericaceae. Gene Ontology annotation, molecular function: ATP binding; microtubule binding; microtubule motor activity. The coding region runs from base 189 to 4046 and encodes 1285 amino acids. The transcript has 23 exons. Gene Ontology annotation, biological process: microtubule-based movement. The record is from RefSeq and is a predicted model, not a curated record.
GUCUCCCUCAUCCCCCUCCCAUCAAACACACUCAAAAUUAGCCAAGAGGGAAACCUCAAAUGAAAGGCCCAAAUCAAAGUUAGAGAGAGACAGAGAAAGUCUAGAGAGAGAGAGAGAGAGAGUGAGGAGGGGCCUCUCUCUGUGAAGCCCUCCGAUUGGAACUUGAAAUCGGCUUAGGGUUUGUUCGUAUGGCGGAGCAGAAAAACCGGUGGAACUGGGAGGUGUCGGGGUUCGAGCCGAGGAAGUCCGACGAACAGAAGCCGCCGCCUUCUUCGCCCCUGGUGAGGCGGUACUCGGUUUCUGCGUCGUCGUUUUUGUUGCCUUCCGAUGCCUCGAGGCCUGCACUGGCGUCCAAGCUCCAGAGAUUGAAGGACAAAGUUAAACUUGCUAGAGAAGAUUACUUGGUGUUGAGACAAGAAGCAAGUGAUCUCCAGGAUUACUCAAAUGCAAAGCUUGAUAGAGUCACGCGAUACCUUGGUGUUCUUGCUGAUAAAACCCGCAAGUUAGACCAGGCUGCCUUUGAAACUGAAGCAAGGAUUUCUCCACUGAUAAAUGAGAAGAAAAAAUUGUUCAAUGACUUAUUGACUGCCAAAGGAAGCGUAAAAGUGUUUUGUCGUACAAGACCUCUGUUUGAAGAUGAAGGUCCUUCUGUUGUUGAAUAUCCUGAUGAUUUUACCAUUCGCAUUCCUACUGGUGAUGAUAACGUUGCCAAUCUAAAGAAGGAUUUUGAAUUUGACAGGGUUUAUGGACCUCAUGUUGGACAAGCUGAACUUUUCAGUGCUGUUCAGCCGUUUGUGCAGUCAGCUUUGGAUGGAUAUAAUGUUUCUAUUUUUGCUUAUGGACAAACCGGCUCAGGGAAGACACACACUUUGGAAGGAUCUAGCCAUGAUCGAGGGUUAUAUGCCCGAAGUUUUGAGGAGUUGUUUGAUUUGUCCAAUUCAGAUACAACCUCUACUUCUCGAUUUGAAUUUUCUGUCUCAGUCUUUGAAAUCUGCAAUGAACAGAUAAGGGAUCUGCUUUCAGAACCAAGAAAUGGCUUCCCAAAGAUCCAGAUAGGGUCAUCAGAUUCAUUAAUAAAUCUUGUACAGGAAAAGGUUGAUAACCCGCUGGAUUUCUCCAGAGUCUUGAGAGUGGCAUUUCAGAAUCGGGGAAAUGAUCUACUGAAAUUCAACUUCUCUCAUCUGAUUGUCACAAUUCAUAUACAUUAUAACAAUUUGAUCUCUGGAGAAAAUUUAUAUAGCAAGCUCUCUCUUGUUGACCUGGCUGGAAGUGCAAGUCUAACUGUGGAAGAUGACGGCGGGGAGCGUGCGACAGACUUACUCCAUGUCAUGAAAUCACAUUCAGCGUUGGGUGAUGUUUUAAGUUCGUUGACAUCCAAGAAGGAAUUCAUUCCUUAUGAAAAUUCAAUGCUGACCAAGAUAUUAUCAGACUCACUAGGUGGAAGCGCAAAAACUUUGAUGAUUGUUAAUGUAUGUCCCAAUCUAUCGAAUUUGUCCGAGACAUUAUCAUCCCUCAAUUUUUCUGCCAGAGCACGGAAUGCUGUACUAAGCCUUGGAAAUAGAGAUACAAUAAAAAAAUGGAGAGAUGUUGCGAAUGAUGCACGCAAGGAAUUGUAUGACAAAGAGAAAGAAAUUAAUGAUCUCAAGCUGGAGGUUUUGGCCUUGAGGAAAGCUCUGAAAGAUGCGAAUGAUCAGUGUGUACUACUUUUCAAUGAAGUUCAAAAGGCGUGGAAAGUUUCUUUUACGCUGCAGUCAGACUUAAAGUCAGAAAACAUCAUGCUCACAGAGAAACAUAAGAUAGAAAAGGAUCAAAAUGCUCAGCUUAGAAACCAAGUUGCACUACUAUUGCAGUUGGAGCAAGACCAUAAAUUGCAGAUACAACAACGUGAUUCAACAGUUCAAACUUUACAGGCAAAACUAAAAAGCAUUGAGUCGCAAUUAAACGAGGCUCUUCAUGCUAGGGAGCUUGGCUCAGACUCAAGAUCUGUGGCUCAACCAAUACCGAAAGCUGCAGGGGAUGCCAUGGAUUCCAUUGCAGUUACCAAGAAACUUGAAGAGGAACUGUUAAAGCGUGAUGCCCUUAUUGAGAGGUUGCAUGAAGAAAAUGAGAAAUUGUUCGAUAGAUUGACAGAGAAAGCAAAUUUAGUUGGAUCGCCCCAGGUGACUAGUCCAUUGCCCAAAGGACCUGUUAACGUUCAGGCUCGAGACUUUGGGAGGACUGAGAGUAAUAAUAAUGGACGUCCUGCUAAAGUUUCCCCUUCACCUUUGGCCCAAGAUAAUAAUCAGGGCACCAUUGCAUUGGUUAAAUCAGGUAGCGAGCAGGUCAAGACAACCCCAGCUGGAGAAUAUCUUACUGCUGCCCUAAAUGAGUUUGAUCCAGAGCAAUAUGACAGUCUUGCUGCAAUUUCAGAUGGAGCUAACAAACUACUCAUGCUGGUUUUAGCUGCAGUGAUUAAAGCAGGUGCUUCAAGAGAGCAUGAAAUACUUGCUGAAAUACGAGAUGCAGUGUUUUCUUUCAUCCGUAAGAUGGAGCCAAAGAGGGUCAUGGACACCAUGCUUGUUUCGCGUGUUAGGAUUUUAUACAUAAGAUCUUUGCUUUCUAGAUCACCGGAACUGCAAUCAAUCAAGGUAUCUCCAGUUGAGCGCUUUUUGGAGAAGACAAAUACAGGACACAGCAGAAGUUCCAGCCGGGGUAGCAGCCCCGGAAGAUCUCCUCUGCAUUAUGAUCCCAGCAGGAAUUCUCUGGUCGGUGAGCAGAUUCAAGGUUUUAAAGUGAAUAUAAAGCCGGAAAAGAAGUCCAAGUUAUCAGCAGUUGUUUUGAAGAUGCGUGGCAUUGAUCAGGAAACAUGGAGGCAGCAUGUAACUGGUGGAAAGCUUAGGGAAAUAACUGAAGAAGCCAAAAGUUUUGCAGUUGGAAACAAAGCUCUUGCUGCUUUAUUUGUUCAUACUCCAGCUGGUGAGCUGCAGCGUCAAAUUAGAUCUUGGCUCGCCGAGAACUUUGAGUUUCUUUCUGUCACUGGAGAUGAUGCUGUAGGGGGUACAGCGGGUCAAUUAGAGCUUCUUUCAACUGCAAUAAUGGAUGGUUGGAUGGCUGGACUUGGGGCUGCACUACCUCCUAGUACUGAUGCACUUGGCCAGCUUUUGUCUGAGUAUUCAAAGCGGGUCUAUAGUUCUCAAUUACAGCAUCUGAAGGAUAUUGCAGGUACCUUGGCAACUGAGGAGGCAGAGGACCCUGCCCAAGUAGCCAAACUACGUUCAGCUCUCGAGUCUGUCGAUCACAAGAGAAGGAAGAUACUGCAACAAAUGAGAAGUGAUGCCGCGUUACUUACGUUACAAGAUGAUGGCUCACCUGUUAAUAAUCCUUCUACUGCUGCUGAGGAUGCACGUCUAGCAUCAUUAAUAUCACUUGAUGGCCUAUUGAAGCAAGUCAAGGAUAUAAUAAGACAGUCCUCUGUAAGCACUCUGGUGAGAAGUAAGAAGAUGGCAUUGCUUGCAUCACUUGAUGAACUUGCAGAGCGAAUGCCUUCCCUGCUUGAUGUUGACCAUCCAUGCGCCCGGAGGCACAUUGCAGAUGCUCGUCGUUUGAUUGAGUCGAUUCCUGAGGAGGAAGACCGUUUACAAGAACGAACACAUGCUCCCAAACUUUCCUCAGAUUUGGGAUCAGCUGCCGAAACCGAUGUUACACAGUGGAAUGUGCUGCAGUUUAACACAGGCUCUACCACCCCAUUCAUCAUCAAAUGCGGAGCAAACUCAAACUCUGAGCUUGUUAUCAAAGCCGAUGCCAGGGUUCAAGAACCCAAAGGCGGUGAGAUUGUUAGAGUUGUUCCAAAACCAACUGUUUUGGAAAACAUGGGAUUGGAGGAGAUGAAACAGGUAUUCUCUCAACUCCCUGAGGCCCUAAGCUUGCUUGCCCUUGCUAGGACUGCGGAUGGGACCCGCGCUCGAUACUCGAGGCUGUACAGGACUUUGGCCAUGAAGGUUCCGGCAUUGCGGGACCUAGUUGGUGAGCUUGAAAAAGGGGGAGUAUUGAAAGAUGUGAGACCUUAAGUGCAGAAGUUACCGAGUAAGAAAGUUUUUGUAUCUUGUAUUCCUAUUGUGUUGUGUAAUGUCAGGGCCUGUGUUUAUAUCAUUUUGGUGGCUAUGGAAAGGAAUUUCAAGUGGUAAUUUAUUGUGAGUUCCUUCACCUUUGUAUCUUGCUGUAUCCGGAAAAAAAAAAAAAAUUUACAUCCACUGAUAUGUGUGGUGAACAUGCAUUAUCAGUAGUGAUUAUUGCAAACAUGAACAAUUCUUUGUGAUGUAAAUUCUAAAUGUUAUAUUUCCUGUGUACUAUUGUAAAUUUUGAUUUAUUUGUCAA